Messenger RNA from Archocentrus centrarchus (flier cichlid), 1358 nucleotides. Its product is annotated as methylated-DNA--protein-cysteine methyltransferase. The coding region runs from base 130 to 696 and encodes 188 amino acids. The transcript is spliced from 5 exons. Gene Ontology annotation, cellular component: nucleoplasm. Lineage: Eukaryota; Metazoa; Chordata; Actinopteri; Cichliformes; Cichlidae. Gene Ontology annotation, molecular function: methylated-DNA-[protein]-cysteine S-methyltransferase activity. Gene Ontology annotation, biological process: DNA repair. The record is from RefSeq and is a predicted model, not a curated record.
CCGGCUUGACCACGCUGCCUUGAGGAACAGGAAGAGUCCUGCUUUGACAUGUGUUUUGCAGAGGGGGGAGAGGAGCGGGCCGUCGCAGAGACAGCGUUCGGAUAUACAAGGCUUUAAUUUGGCAGCAAGAUGAAGAAGCAGGGGGAGAGCCAGUGCACUCAGAAGACCAUCUCAUUGCUGAGCCCCCUGGGGACGAUCCAAGUCAGUGGAUGUGAGAAUGGUGUGCACACCAUCCAGAUCCUAAUGGAUGUCGCACCUGCUGAAAGGAGCAGCGGGGCCCCCCUGAGCUGUGUGGUCAACGAUAGCCUGGCAGAAACGAGCCCUGAGUUGCAGCGCUGCGUUGAAUGGCUCCAGGCAUACUUCAGUGAGCCGCAGACCACUGGGAGUCUCCCGCUCCCUGCCUUUCACCACCCCGCCCUGCUAGGAGAUUCAUUCACCAGCCGCGUGCUGCAGGUACUUCUGAGGGACGUGACGUUUGGAAAGACAGUCUCAUACAAACGCCUCGCUGAGAUGGCGGGAAACCCCAGAGCGGUGCGUGCGGUGGGAGGGGCUAUGAGGAGGAAUCCGGUUCCUCUCCUCAUUCCUUGUCACCGAGUCAUUUCUAGCACUGGACAGAGUGGGCCGUACAUGAGCGGCAAGGGCAACCAUCUCAAACAAUGGCUGCUCACCCAUGAGAGGCAGGGAGGGGAAGGCUAAAGCAUGACAGAGCCCAACUGUCCUUCAGUCAGUACACACACACACACAUAUAUACACACAAGGCCAGUUUUUUUUUUUUUUUUUAUUCUUUUCUUUUUUUUAUUAAGAACACAAAACAGGGCCAUAAAGUUUUGCGUGCUUGGCACACACCGUGGAACAACUGGAGUAACUUGUAAAUAUUCAGUUUAUAAUCCUUUUUUUAAAUCUAAGAAUAGAGAUGCUGCAUAGUUAAUGUGAUACAGAGUUGUUGCAGAAUUAGAAUGUACAAAAAUAACUUAAACAGAGAACAGUAGGAAUUACAAACAUAUGCUCCCGUGGGUCUCCGUUGCGUUUGCCAGAUAGUGCUUGGAAUGGUUUUUCUAAAGAAUUAUUAUUCCCUUAAAAAUAUGUCUCUUGCAUUGUUGUUGUUGUUAUUUUUUUUCCUAAGCAGAAUUAGUCUUUGUACCUCUCGUUGGUUUUUUAAUUUCCUGCCAAGUGAAUGCUUUGUUCAACAUCCAAUGAUAAAGGCUCUGAAUUUUACGGCUACAAAGCUUUGUAGUGAAGCAUUUGUUUUGUCUUCAUUUAGAUCUCAUUGUUUGCUCUCGCCUUAUAAUCCACCUAGAGUGGAGUUGUCCUAUGCAUUUUCUACUGUAGUUUUGUUGCAUUAGACAUGUUUAAAUAAA